This is a messenger RNA of Gilbertella persicaria, 1049 nucleotides long. RefSeq names its product UreD urease accessory protein-domain-containing protein. Gene Ontology annotation, molecular function: nickel cation binding. Lineage: Eukaryota; Fungi; Mucoromycota; Mucoromycetes; Mucorales; Choanephoraceae. The record is from RefSeq and is a predicted model, not a curated record. The transcript has a single exon. The coding region runs from base 27 to 1046 and encodes 339 amino acids.
GUCGCUUUUUUUUUUUACGUUUUUUGAUGAAACGGUUUGCUACCACAGCAGAAAACGAGCCUGGAAAAGGCAUUCUCGUAUGCCAAUGUUACCACGAUCAAUCAAAAUUUGAACGUAUUCAUGCUCAAUACCCGCUCAAGUUCAUUCCAACCACAGGUCACGCUGAGCGACUUGCUGUUGUGUAUAUGUUGAGUUAUGGAGGAGGCGUAAUUAGUGGCGAUACAUUCGAUAUCGACAUGACAGUCAAAGAAAAUGCCAUCUUGUUGCUCAUGACCCAAGGCAGCACCAAGAUCUUUAAGGAUCGUGAACAUCAACGACAAUGGUUGGCUUCUUUAAGCGCUCAGCAACCUAAAUUUCAAUUUUCUGACUUGAUACCGAAUGCUAUAACCAACCUAUGGAAAGAACCAGCUAUCGUUCAGCCUUCAGUUCAGAUUAUUCAGUCUGUCGUGGACCCUAAAGCUGUUUUACUUGUCUUACCUGAUCCCGUCACUUGUUUCCGAGACUCAUCCUUUCAAUCCAGACAAAAAUUUCAUCUGAAGGAUCAAAGCUCACAAUUGGUCCUCUUGGACUGGUUUACAAGCGGUAGAUUGGCACGAGGUGAAAACUGGUCGUUUCGACACUAUUCUAGUCGUAUUGAUAUUCAUGUUGGAUCUCGGUUAGUGAUCAAGGAUGCGAUGGUGCUGGAGGACGAAGCAUUCAUGCGAAAAGAACAAAACGAAACUGCUUAUGCGGAUCGACUCAAACCGUAUACCUGCUUUGCCACAUUGAUUAUCAUUGCCUCUGAUACAGAUGGAUCGCUCAAGACAUCUGUGGAUGCAUUACAGAAAAAGACAGAGGCGAUGCGAUUGAUGCCUCUUAAUCUAAAAUCCAAAGAAGACCGUCAGGUACUGUGGUCAGUGAGUCCUGUCUUGAAGGGAAGAGGUGUGCUUGUGCGAAUUGCUGGUAUGACGACGGAACAAGUACGUGAUUUUGUAAAAUAUGAAUGUCUUGGUCAAGGUUUAGAGCAAAUUGUUGGCGAAGGCAUGUUCAAAAAGGUGCUCAUGUAGACA